AUGGCCUCCAAGGACGGAUACUCGUGGACCAAGGCGGACGGCCUGCGCGCCGGCAUCCCCUGCCUCGGAGCCAUCCAGCCAGCUUCCAACAUCACCAACACAGACAUAGAGUACGACGUCAUCGUCGUCGGCGCAGGGUACUCUGGUCUCACGGCCGCCCGCGACACAAGCGUAGCAGCAAAACCCCGCCCAGGCCUCAAGGUGCUUCUCCUCGAGGCCCGGGACCGCAUCGGCGGCCGCUCGUGGUCCUCCAACAUCGAGGGAUACCCGUACGAAAUGGGCGGCACCUGGGUGUACUGGGGCCAGGCGACCGUCUGGCGAGAAAUCGCCCGCUACGGGAUGCAGGACGAGCUGGAAAUAUCGCACGACUUCAGCAGAGGCAUCAACCGGUUCCUGCUAGCCGGGGCCGAAGGCACGCAGAGCCUCACCCACGACCAAGAAGACGCGCUGAUGCAGUCAGGCCUGUCCAAGCUCGUCAACGUAGACGGCGUCCACGGCCGCAACGUCAUCCCCUUUCCUCACAGCGGCCUGCUCAACCCCCAAGCCCGGCAGUACGACCGCGUCUCGGUGGCCGACCGCCUGGCCGCCAUCAACAACGAGCUGACGCCCAACGAGCGCCUCUGCGUCGAGGCCUUUGUCCUGCUCUGCAGCGGCGCCACGCUGGAAACCACCUCGCUGUACGAGUUCCUCCACUGGUGGGCGCUCUGCGGCUACUCGUACGACGGCUGCGUCAACCACCUCGUCAGGUACAAGUUCAAGCGCGGCCAGUCGUCCUUUGCGGUGCGCUUCUUCGGCGAGGCCCUCGCCUCGGGGAACCUGAGCUACGCGCUGGGCCAGCCCGUCGCCGCCGUCCGCGACUCGCCCGCCGGCCUGGUGGCCGUCACCACGCGCGGCGGCCAGACCUUCCGCGCGAGGAGGAUGGUCUGCGCCGUGCCGCUCAACGUCCUGCCCGACGUGCGCUUCGACCCGCCGCUCUCCGGGGGCAGGGAGGCCGCCGCCCGGGCCGGCCACGUCAACCAGACGGUCAAGGUGCACGCCGAGAUUGCCGACCGCGACCUGAGGUCCUUCACCGGCGUCAGCUACCCCCAUAACGCGCUCAUUUAUGGUUUCGGCGACGGCGAGACGCCGCGGGGGAACACGCAUGUCGUUGCGUUUGGGGGGCAGCAUAACCACUUCCACCCGGAGGAUAGUAUUGAGCGCACCAUUGAGGCUUUCCAGGGCUUCGCGCCAAUGAAUGUGGAGAGGAUUGUCUUUCACAACUGGUCUCGUGACGAGUUUGCAAAGGGAGCGUGGUGA
Molecule: messenger RNA, 1296 nt
Organism: Metarhizium brunneum ARSEF 3297
Lineage: Eukaryota; Fungi; Ascomycota; Sordariomycetes; Hypocreales; Clavicipitaceae
Source: RefSeq, a predicted model, not a curated record